Messenger RNA from Juglans regia (Persian walnut), 1746 nucleotides. RefSeq names its product disease resistance protein RUN1-like. The coding region runs from base 1 to 1746 and encodes 581 amino acids. Lineage: Eukaryota; Viridiplantae; Streptophyta; Magnoliopsida; Fagales; Juglandaceae. Gene Ontology annotation, molecular function: ADP binding. The transcript has 5 exons. Gene Ontology annotation, biological process: defense response. The record is from RefSeq and is a predicted model, not a curated record.
AUGCGGAAUAAAAAGGUUUUUAUCGUCCUUGAUGAUGUGGACAGUGAAAAACAACUAAUGGCAUUAGCAGGUGAUCGAAAAUGGUUUGGUCCAGGGAGUAGGGUGAUUAUAACAUGCAGAGAUAGUCAUCUGUUGAGUACACAUGAAGUGAAUGAUAUCCACAAGGUUGACCAGCUUGAAAUAGAGAAAGCUUUGCAACUCUUUAGUUUGUUUGCCUUCAAGCAAACCCAUCCAACGGAGAAUUACAAGGAUCUAUCUAUGGACUUUGUAAAUUAUACUCAAGGCCUUCCUUUAGCUCUUAUAGUUUUGGGUCGUUUCUUGCAUACUAGAACAAUAGAUGCAUGGAAAAGUGAGAGAGAUAAACUAAAAGCAAUUCCUAAUCCAGAAAUUAUGAAUGUACUUCAAAUAAGUUUUGAUGGGCUGCAGGAAUUGCAAAAAGAGUUAUUUUUGGAUAUGGCAUUUUUGGAUAACAUACUUCAUGAAGAGAUGUUAUUAGAAAGUUUUGGUCAUUAUCGCAUCGACCUUGAUGUUCUCGUCGAGAAGUCCCUCGUAAGCAAAACAAAAUAUGGAUCGUUGUCUAUGCAUGAUUUGCUAAAAGAACUGGGUAGGGAAAUAGUUCGCCGCGCAUACCCUGAAGAACCUGGACGUCGUAGUAGACUGCGUCGUCUGGAGGAUCUCUAUCACGUACUGAAGAAUGAUACUGGAACUGAUGCAACUAAAGGCAUAGUCCUGGGUUUUUGUCGUGAAACGAAAGAUCAGAGACUCAACGCCAAAGCAUUGUCAAAGAUGAGAAAAUUGAGAUAUCUUAAAUUCCAUGAUUUUCAAACUUUAAAAUGGCGUGGAAAUCCUUUAAAAUACUUGCCAACCAAUGAGUUGCGAUUUCUAGAGUGGCGUGGAUAUGAUUCGAAAUUCUUUCCGAGCAGUUUCCAUCCAAAAAAUCUUACUGUACUAAGGAUGCCUGGCAGCCGUAUCAAACAACUAUGGAAGGGGUCGAUGAUUUUAGACAAUUUGAAGGAAUUUGAUCUGAGCUAUUCUCAGAACUUAAUUGAAAUACCAGAUUUGACUGGAGUCCCAAAUCUUGAGAAAAUAAACCUUUCAGGUUGUACAAGCUUGUGUGAGCUCCACCCAUCCAUCGGAAGUCUCAAAAAAUUAAAAGCAUUGGGACUUGACAAAUGUUCAAGCCUUGAGAAGUUACCAGACCUGAGUAGUUUGGAAUGCCUGACCGAUCUUAGAGCAGAGGAAACUGCUAUAACACAAAUACCAUCUGUCAAUCUAAUGCCCAAGAGCAUCCGUAGGUUUCGUCUUCAAGGAUGCAAGUUGAUGCGACUUAAAUCAACAGAUCCCUUCUAUGAUAUCGGAUCACUUGUAGAAUAUCAGAAGGAAGGAAUAUAUGAUUACGUAGAAGCAACGUGGAUUGAUUUUGACAGCAAAGGAGAAAAUGUUUUAGACAUGGCAGGUGCAUGUGCUUCGGCUUUAGAUGACGAUUUGAAGAUGAUAAGUGGAUGGUCGUGGGGAUUCCAUAUCCCGGAGUGGGUCCAGUAUAAAAGUAAUGGUUCCUCUAUAAAGAUGGAUUUGGAUGUUAUUAUGAAUUUGGAGACGGGGUUUACUUUCUUUAUUAUUCUGGCUUGUGAUGUAUUUAGAGCAACUGCCAAUGAAAAUAGUUGCAUAGUUAUCUUUCUCAGUGGGGAUACUGCACUGAUCAACACUUAUAGCUUUGGCAACGAGCCAAUUCCAAAUUUUGGUUAG